AUGGCCGAUCUUCGCGCCCUUGCUAAGAGUGAGCGACGUGUGCUGAAUACGCUGGAAGGACUGGAGAAUUUCGCGCGGAGAUACGAUCCACAAAUUGCAGUGCGCCUGGAAUCCCUGGAGGCAAUCUGCAAGGAGUUUUACGCGAUUCGGCAACGAAUUGAGCUGCUAACGGACGAAACCGCUGAGGAUGAGGACGACAAGGAUGUCCAAAUGCGCGAAAAGGCCAACCUGGCGACGCUUACCGAGUUCGAGGAGCGGUAUUUUCGAUUAAAGGCCAGUCUCACAUCGAAGCGAGCUCCCCCACCACCAAUUGCGACGACGUCCGGAAUCGGUCAACCUGGUGACCGGUCAGAAUCCUCUUUUUCAAAGGUGAAGCUACCAGAGAUUCGCCUUCCUUCGUUUGGUGGGAGGAUUAAGGAGUGGGUCCCGUUCCGAGACAGCUUUUGCAGCCUGAUCCAUGAGAACAAGCAACUCAACGACAUGGACAGGUUCAGCUAUUUGAAGUCGGCUCUUUCUGGAGAAGCGUUGCAAGAGAUCGAGUCUGUGGCAGGCAUUGCAUUCAUCAUCUGA
Molecule: messenger RNA, 570 nt
Organism: Aedes albopictus (Asian tiger mosquito)
Lineage: Eukaryota; Metazoa; Arthropoda; Insecta; Diptera; Culicidae
Exons: 1
Coding region: 1-570 (189 amino acids)
Source: RefSeq, a predicted model, not a curated record